Moneuplotes crassus is the source of this 1223-nucleotide messenger RNA. The record is from the annotation of a GenBank genome assembly. Lineage: Eukaryota; Ciliophora; Spirotrichea; Euplotida; Euplotidae.
UAUUUAUUCAGAUGAACUCCAGUAGCGAAACUAAGGUUCUAACAAAGCCUAAAAAUACACUGAAGAAAGACAAAAAGUUUCAGACUGGAAGAUGGACUGAAAAGGAGCACUACCUCUUCCUUCUAGCUGUCAAAAAACAUGGAAAAGACUGGAAGAAGAUAGAGGGUUUUGUUAAAACAAGGUCUAGCACUCAAUCCAGGUCUCAUGCUCAGAAAGUCUUGAAAGACGAUUUAAUGAACAACCUUGAAAAUGAAAUAGCUCGCCUAGCCUUGAUUUAUGAAGAUAAUGCUUCUGCACAACUUAGACCAGAAUUUUCUGGCUCCUCCCAGGAGAAUUCUCAAACUCUCCAGGGUGGUCCAAAGACAAAAAGAAAAGCUAAAAGGGUUUAUAAAGAAGCCAUUAAGAAAAUAGGAAAUGAAAACAUCGUCCAACUCUCCAACAUGAGCUCAGAAAAUAAUGAUGACGAGUCAAAGCAAGACCAAAUCGAUGACGACUCUUAUGAAGAAUCUGAGUACUCAUAUCCUGACGAUUACCAAACGAAGUUGUUCGAAAUUGAAAAAGUAAAAAUGAAGACUUCUAAAAGGAAAAGGAAAGCAACCAAGAAGAGAUGAGUGGCUAUGCCCAGCAAGGUCUUGGCUAAUGCAAGAAAAGACUCUAUGCUAACUUCUGCUAGCGCUAAUCAAUCCACUACACUCUCCCCUGUUAAGACAUCAUCAACGGAGUCACUAACUCCUAACCUAAGGGGUUGAGGAGGUGGAGAAUUUAGAGUCUCUCCUUUUAACCAAAUGAGCAGCUCUGCUUCAAACAAAAAUGGAGGACUCGACGAGAGCAAACCCGUUCCUCAAAAUGGAAUGGUUCCUCCUAAUGUCAAUCAAAACUUAAGAAGAGCUACUUCUACCAAAAUUGAGGUGUGACCACCAAGCUCAAGCUAUAUUGGCAGUCCAUUUGCUCGGAAUGACCAGCUUAUGUUCUUGUUAUCGACUGAAAAAAAGCCUGAGUUUUGUAAGCCCCCGAUGAAGAAGAGGCUUACGAUGGAGGUAGACAAUUUUAACUCUCUCCUUUUUGAGGAUUGAUUUCUCGAUGGAGACUAUCCUUGCUCACCAAAACACAUGAAAAUUUCGGAAAAUUCUCAUGAUUCUUGGGAAGACUCUCAUGCAGAGAGUUUAUUAUUCGGCGACUCUAAUUUCCCUCUAUUUGACCAAUAUUAGAGGGCACCAUCUUGU